AUGGCAUCUUGUAAUCGUAAAGUCGAAGCUGACUUCGUGAUUAUAGGUGGAGGUACAGCUGGAUGUGUCAUAGCGACUCGAUUAGCCGAAUAUGGCUUUGAAACCUUAUUGAUUUCGAGCGGCUUGAAUGAUACAGAAAAUCCUCUUAUGAAGCAAAGCUCUCUAUACCGUCAAGUCUCCCAGUCGCCUCAAUUCAAACAUUAUCUUGUACCAGAUGCGUCAUGUAGUCUAAAUAAUACAAGCGUCGACAUUACUGUGAUAAAUACUCUUGGAGGAAGUAGCAUUAAUGGUGGGGGUAUGGAACGAAUGACAGCAAACGAAUGGAAUAGCUUUGUUCAUGCUACUGGAGAUGAAUCUUUUGAUUGCCGCAUGAUGUCAAAAUAUUAUAAAAUGACAGAAAACUACACAACAAAUGAUCCAUCUUUUAUUGCCGAAAAUCAUGGCCAUAAUGGUCCUAUUAAAAUAACAAAGCCUUAUAACUUCGAAUUCUACAAUGUAUGGGAAAGUGUUGCCCGAGAAAUCGGCGAAACAUUUAGCAAUGAUUUUGUAGAUGGUCUAGAUUAUGGGUUUUCAUUUGAAGCUUCUUCAUUUACAAAUGGAGAGAGAAGCUGGAGUGGUAAUGCUUAUCUCGUCCCUGCUCUCGCUAAAUAUUCAAAUCUAAAAAUAAUAACGGGUGCUACUGUCAUCAAGUUAGAUGUCGAUGAAGAGACGAAACAAAUUAAAAAUGUUGUGUUUAUUUCGUGCGAUGAUCUAUUUAGUGCUACUGCGAGGAAGGAAUACAUUCUUUCUGCCGGUACAUUUUAUAGCCCUCAUCUUUUAAUGUUAUCUGGUGUUGGCGAUCCUGAUACUUUGCAACAACAUAGAAUACCGAUAAAACAUGAACUAAGACAAGUAGGAAAGAAUUUAAUGGAUAAUGGAGCCGUAGUGAUCGAAUACAAAUCAACAAAUUUAUCUUUCGAGUCAUGUAAACCAAUGGCACUAAUCAACAGCCAAUCACUCACCACAGAUACAAAUCCUGACAUAUUCUUUUUUCUACAACCGAAUGAAAAAACCAAACAUGUGGAUGCGGUUAUAUUUAAUGCUUCCCCGAAAUCAACUAUUGGUUCUGUAUCACUAUACAAUUCCAAUCCAUUGAUAUUGCCCAAAAUAACUCUAAAUUACUUAAAGGAUCAAAACGACGUUGCAACUUUUAUUAAUGGUAUUAAGUAUGUUCAACGGAUCAUGUCUACUGGUACGAUUAUGAGUUAUUUACAGCUGACUGAGAUUCCGCCGAUAACAAAAGAAAUGGAUUUACCUACAUAUGUUAGAAACAAGUUAAUGGGAGCUGCCCAUUUUGUUGGGACAUGUUCAAUGGGACGAAACGCACAAAAUUCAGUAGUCGAUAAUUAUUUUAAGGUGCAUGGAAUGGGUAAUCUUCGAAUAGUGGAUGGUUCAGUAUUUCCUGCAGGUCUCGCAUCGAAAACAGGACCUUGUCAUACAAUAUAUGCUUUAGCAGAAAAGGCAGCUGAUUUAAUACGCCAAGAAUAUUCAUCAAAUAACUUAUAA
This is a messenger RNA of Adineta ricciae, 1545 nucleotides long. The record is from the annotation of a GenBank genome assembly. NCBI's taxonomy places the organism in Eukaryota, Metazoa, Rotifera, Eurotatoria, Adinetida, Adinetidae.